Molecule: messenger RNA, 1020 nt
Organism: Arachis ipaensis
Lineage: Eukaryota; Viridiplantae; Streptophyta; Magnoliopsida; Fabales; Fabaceae
Product: nuclear transcription factor Y subunit A-3
Biological process (GO): regulation of DNA-templated transcription
Cellular component (GO): CCAAT-binding factor complex
Molecular function (GO): DNA-binding transcription factor activity; DNA binding
Source: RefSeq, a predicted model, not a curated record
UAAUGCAUAUGUGGAGGGUUAAAUGAAGCCAUUCCUCUUACUGAAUCAUCCCGAUCCUGUGUUCAAUUUCGAACAAGUCAAUAGUACUCACUCAAUGGCACAUGCUCCUUUUCCUUACAGCGAACCAUUUUUCGGUGGUUCAUUAGUUGCUUAUGGACCGCAGGCUGUUGGUCAACCCCAGAUGUUGCCCCAAGUGCUGGGAUUAGGAUCCCCCAGAAUCGCACUACCACUUGAUCUUGCUGAAGAUGGCCCCAUUUAUGUCAAUGCUAAACAAUACCAUGGUAUACUGAGAAGGAGACAGUCACGAGCAAAGCUCGAGGCUCAGAACAAGCUCAUAAAAAAUCGUAAGCCCUAUCUUCAUGAGUCGCGACAUCGCCAUGCUUUGAAAAGGGUUAGGGGAUCCGGGGGACGCUUUCUCAGCGCUAAACAGCUGCAACUGUCUAAUUCAGAACUCAUUAACAGUGCCCGUUCAGGCUUGAACCCUGUCAAUGUAUAUCAUAAGAAAGAUGCAUCAGAGGUGGAAAGUCAUCUCUCUAGAACCGGAGAAAACGCAUCUUCCAUCACAACGUGUUCUGACCUAACAAGUUUCUCCAGCAAUGACAUCAAUUUCAGGCAUCCUGAGCACAAUUUCUUGGGAAGUUCCCCAAACAUGGGUGGAGCAUCACAAUGCAGUGGGGGACACACCUUUGGUUGUUGAACCCAGCAAUGUGCUCCACAUGCCCGGCGAGCGAGGCGGAACCAAAGCGACAGAGUUAGGUUCUCCCAUCCGGGCUGGCAAAUCAUCCUUGGCUUAGUCACUUUUAUGUGUUUCAUCAUUUCAUCUGAUACAUAACAUGCUUUUUCAAACACUAUGCAUUUCCCACACAGACCUUAACAUUUGCCUACUGCUUUUGCUAUGUAUUUUAAACUCUGCUAUUGCUGCGUGCUUCCAUUGGUCUGUUGAACUGGUUUGAUAAAGUUUGUGGUUGAAGAAAACUUUAACUUUAAUUCUAAAUGUAUGGACUGUCCUUGCUUUGUUUU